AUGAAAACUGCAUUGCAGAAAACAAAAAUUGCAUUGCAGAAAACGGAACCUGCAAUGCAGAAAACAGAAACUGCAUUGCAUAAGGGUCAAGAAGGUGGCAGGCUGGUGAUGAGCGAUGGUGCCCGGCGACGAGUGGCUGGCGAUGGUGGUGGCAGGUGGCCGGCAUCGGCGAAGGGUGGCGAUUGGCUAGAUGUGGACAUGUGGCAUAGUAUGCUUGCCUUAGAAAGAGCGGCAUUGUGUGUAAUUUUGAUAUUUUUGUAA
Prunus armeniaca (apricot) is the source of this 261-nucleotide messenger RNA. The record is from the annotation of a GenBank genome assembly. NCBI's taxonomy places the organism in Eukaryota, Viridiplantae, Streptophyta, Magnoliopsida, Rosales, Rosaceae.